AUGCUCCUUCGUCCUCCAGGAAUUGUCACAACAUGUCUGCUUACUCAAGCUCAGUCGGGCGGCUACUUUGUCUCUUCCGGGCGACUUCUUGACUUACAAGUGCUCCCUUCCUCUGAGCACGACGCACGCCAGUCCCUUCUGCUUGCGCCUGGGACCGUGGUCUCGUGUCGUCCAUGUGGCUAUUUACAGGCGCCAGUACGUCAAAUUUGGUUUAGUGGACCGCCUUGA
Protopolystoma xenopodis is the source of this 228-nucleotide messenger RNA. The record is from the annotation of a GenBank genome assembly. Lineage: Eukaryota; Metazoa; Platyhelminthes; Monogenea; Polystomatidea; Polystomatidae.